Molecule: messenger RNA, 2413 nt
Organism: Daktulosphaira vitifoliae (grape phylloxera)
Lineage: Eukaryota; Metazoa; Arthropoda; Insecta; Hemiptera; Phylloxeridae
Product: kelch repeat and BTB domain-containing protein 8-like
Exons: 7
Coding region: 614-2230 (538 amino acids)
Molecular function (GO): protein binding
Source: RefSeq, a predicted model, not a curated record
UUGAAAUAAAAAUCAAACAUUAAUCUAUAAAUACAAUGCUCUUAAUCCUGUCAUUCAUAGUAUAAUUAAAUGAAAAUAAAAUUUUUAGGGAAGGAUUUCUUAGGGAAUUUGGAGGGACUUGACUAUGAGCCCCUAAUUAUAAAAAAUACCCCACGAUUUCCGGGUAGCAGAGUGGACUCAAUUACAACUACUAGAUAUUUGGCAAUCAUUUUUAAAAAAAGUAUACUAAACUACUAUUACAUAACGGAAACAAUGACGAUAGCACAAAUUAAAUGAAAUUUCAUUUAAUCUGUAACGAUAGUGAAUCCCGCGAAUGAUAAUAGAAGUAAUGAUAACGAAAAAUAAACAACAUCUUUAGACUGAGUUACAGAUUGGUUAUAUUAGUUCUUUCUUAAAAUACAGAUUUUAUUUAAUUUAUUGACACAUUUCUGAUGGAUCAAAAGAACAACUGUUGGCUUUGUCCACCUAAUAAUUAUGUUGUCUACUCAAUAGACAUUCUAUUCAGUAAAAUUUUAUUAUAUUUAUUUAAAUAAUAGUUAUUUUCAUUGUCAAAAAUGUAACACAUAUUGAUUGAGUUUUGGACGAUUUUAUUACUCAAAUGUAUUAAAAAAGAAUGAAUACUGGAAAUGAACAAUUAAUUACUCUCUGUUUUGACAAUGGAGAUAAAGUUGUGCUAGAGAAAUUGUUUCUCAUAAAAAAUAGUUUGUACUUUGAAGCUAUGUUCAGUGGACAAUUUUUGGAAUCACAUUCAGGAAAAGAAAUUCCACUUAAGGAUAUUUCUCAUCAAGGCUUUGUAUGGACAAUUAAUUGUUUAAAAACUAAUUCAAUUGUAGUAGAUUCUAUAUCAGAAUUUCUAAUUUUACUAGAAACAUCACAAAUUCUUCAAUUUAAUGAAAUCACUAAGAAAUGUACCUUGAUAAUUGAAAAACAGUUUUUGUUUUCUUCUAGUGCUAUACAAAUUUUUAGUUUGACAUUUAAACUUGGACUUAAUGAAUUGUUUGAAAAAGCCCGUAUUUAUAUCCUUUAUUAUUUUAAAACACUUAUAAAACAAUUUAGAGAAGAGUUUUUAAAAUUAACUGAAGAAGAUUUGUACCAGUUACUAUGUGAUAAUGGCUUAAAUGUUGAAAAAGAGGUUGACGUAUUUGAUUUAAUUAUAGAAUGGUCUACUAAAGCAAACAAACAAGAUGUUGAAUAUGAAGUAGUACUGGCAUGUGUACAUUUUAAUGCUAUGAAUAAGCAACAGUUAGAAUAUUGCAUUACUAAAACAAAAAAUCAAGAUUUAAAAAAUAAAAUUGAAAAAUACUUAAAGCAUAAAUCUGAAAGGAGUAUUGAGAUGGAGAAAUCUGGUAGACAUAUUCCAUAUGUUCUCUGUGGAAUUAAAAAUGAAGAAAAUGGCCAUGCAUAUAUUCAUUGUUGGGAUUGGAAUCAAUUAAAGUUUAUAAAAUUCCUUCAAUUAGAUCCGUUGCCUUUAGAUACAACUGGUUACCAUGUUGUUGUCAAAGACAUGGACAUAUUUAUUUUGGCUGGUGAAAUUGGUUAUGGUAGAGGUCAAUGGAAUGAGACUGGUUGGAAAUACAACAUGAUUACAAAACAAUGGAGCCAAUUAAAAAAUUUUGUGACUACCAAAAGACGUCAUGGUGUUGGAUAUUUUUGUGGAAAUGAACUAUAUCUCAUUGGCGGCCUCACAAAACACCGUUUGCCAAAUGAAUUAAUGGAAAGAUUUAAUUUAGAUCAAUCAGAAUUGAAGCGAGUAAGAAGCUACUUAUGUAACUUCACAAAGAAAGUUGAUCGAAAAAUUUAUACAUGUUUAGAGUACAAAAGUCAACUGGUUAUGAUAACCAAAGAACGUGAUCCUAUUUGGUUUUAUUUAUGUCACAAUAGAAUUGAUCCAACACUUUGUGAUUGGGGAAGUCGUCCUUUGCAUUUAAAUGCAAUAAUUAUCUGUGCAAUUACAAACUUAGAUAAUGUUUAUAUGUUAGCUUACAAUAACCAAUUCAAUAUAAUUCUAUAUUGUUAUUGUCCUGUGGAUGAUUCUUGUCAAGACUUGGUUUCUUUUAAAGCAAUUUAUGAUCAAGAUUCAAUAAUGUGUUCAUUUAAUGGAAAUAAAGCUAUGGUAUUCACGAAUAAUACUCUUGAAUGUUACAAUAUAGACAACAAGAAAUAUAGAGAAUACCCAAUACAUCUAGAUUCAUUCCAUUCUAAUUAUUUUUUCAAUAUUCCAAUUUACUAAUAAUUUUGUCAAUUUAAAGUUAUUGAGUUUAAAUUAUUUUAGAUUAAAAAAUAUAUUUUGAGACGGCUUAUAGCAUAUAUUGCUUUUCUAUCUCACGUUUAUUUCAGUCAUUAAUGUCUUGUUAAAAAUACUUUGUUAUUUGUUAAAUUAAUAACAAUUAUUAGAUUUAAUUGUACAGUUGUG